This is a messenger RNA of Rodentolepis nana, 705 nucleotides long. The record is from the annotation of a GenBank genome assembly. NCBI's taxonomy places the organism in Eukaryota, Metazoa, Platyhelminthes, Cestoda, Cyclophyllidea, Hymenolepididae.
AUGCAAACUGACGAAAACGGUUCUCCGGAAAAUUGUAUUUUGGCAGUCGAUUUCGGCAGUACACACGCUUUCGCCCGUAUUUAUAACGAUAAAUGUGAAAAUCUAGCAGAAUCAGUAAUGUCAAGUAAAACCACCGAUCCAGAGGUCUGUUGGACUGUGAUGAACGAUCUCUUUGAAGAUGUUUUAAAACGUGCUUGUGUUCGUCCUAUUGAUUUGAAUGGUCUUGGUAUUUCUGUUCAGAGGAACACUUUCCUUCUCUGGAAUAGAGAAACAUCACUUCCCGUUACUCGACUUUCUACUUGGCAGGAAAAUACUGCUUCAUCAUAUGCCUCAAAUCGGAAUAACUCUCACUUUCUGUAUGAGAAGUGCAGAAAAGGUGAGCUUGUCUUCGGCUGCUUAGAAACUUGGUUACUAUGGCGAUUAACAGGAGGUCGAGCCUGGUGUACCGAUGCCAGUUGUUCUAGCGCUUCCGGUGCCUUUGAUCCGUCGAUUGUGCGCUGCGGACCUCUAGCAGAUAUUGGAAAUGACUCCAGCAAAUCAAGUUCUCGUAGAGUUCGCGUGACAGCUUUGAUUGGCGAUUCCCAAGCCGCAAUGCUUGGCGAGGGCUGCUUGAAUGUUGGCGAUGCUAAACUCACUCUUGGAACAGGAUCCUUUCUUUGUGUCAACAUUGGAUCCUCGUUAGUGCCGCCUAACACUGGUGAGUAG